UCUAGAUAGAUUAAAGUAGGUGAUCUACUCUGUAAAUUACUCGAAGAGACUAGAACUCAGAUGAACUAGCAAGAGCGGCCGUGUCAAGGUAAUCUAAGAGUUUGCACCAGAAAAAUCUCUCUCAUGUUCUCUGGUUUUUGAUGAGCACGCGCAGCUGAUGGUGGAGGGGGUGGCGUCGUUCCUGCUGGUGUUCUGGUCGGCCGUGGCGGCGCUGAUGCAGGAGAUGCACGGCGCGCUGUCGUUCCCCAUGGUGUGCCUCGUCGUGGCGCUCACCGUCGGGUUCGUGCUCUGGUGGCUCGGCCCCGCGCACUUCAACCCCGCCGUCACCGCCACCUUCGCCGCCUUCGGCUACCUCCCCUGGGCCAAUCUGCCGUUCUACGUGGCGGUCCAGCUCGCCGGCUCCGUGCUGGCCUGCCUGGCGGUGAACGGCGUCAUGCGGCCGCGGGAGGAGCACUUCUACGGGACGGCCCCGAUGGCCGGCCACACCCGACUGCCGUUCCUGAUGGAGCUCCUCGCCUCCGCCGUGCUCAUGGUCGUCAUCGCCACCGCUUCCAGUUCCAGAGGCUCUAACCAGACGGUAGGUGGGCUGGCCAUCGACGCCGCCGUCGGCACCCUGGGCCUCGUCAUCGGGCCGGUCUCCGGGGGGUCGAUGAACCCGAUCAGGACCCUGGGCCCGGCCAUCGUCUUCGGCAGGUACACCUCCGUCUGGAUCUACCUCGUCGCGCCCCUCGCCGGCAUGCUGCUCGGCGCGCUCUGCAGCCGGGCCGUCAGGAACGCCGACGCCAUCCUCGCCUUCCUCUGUGGCGGCGGCGGGGCGAGAGCAGCGGCGGCGCGCAAAAACGGCAGGAGGGUGCCGGUGCUCACGCCGCACGCCAUUGGGGCAGUCGCGUCGCAGCAGUUCUAAUCGUAACAGAGGCGAGACAAACUUUAAAACUGGGGAAAUACAUGUGUUCGCAGCAGCUCAAACUAAAGCUCUCCGCUGUAUUUACUACACUAUUCUCAGCUUUUAAAUUUGAGUUCAGUUAUGGAGCGACUGUGCGCUUCAGCAUUGCGUCA
Messenger RNA from Panicum virgatum (switchgrass), 1056 nucleotides. Its product is annotated as aquaporin NIP4-1-like. The record is from RefSeq and is a predicted model, not a curated record. Gene Ontology annotation, cellular component: membrane. The transcript is spliced from 3 exons. Gene Ontology annotation, molecular function: channel activity. Gene Ontology annotation, biological process: transmembrane transport. Lineage: Eukaryota; Viridiplantae; Streptophyta; Magnoliopsida; Poales; Poaceae. The coding region runs from base 158 to 904 and encodes 248 amino acids.